Messenger RNA from Ciona intestinalis (vase tunicate), 2902 nucleotides. NCBI's taxonomy places the organism in Eukaryota, Metazoa, Chordata, Ascidiacea, Phlebobranchia, Cionidae. The record is from RefSeq and is a predicted model, not a curated record.
UCCACAGUUGUUGGGUCCACCAAUGAAAGCGAGCGAGAAUGAAAUAUUAUUUUGCUUUUGUUGUUCGACAAAGCUUGAAGUAAGGAAGUGAUUAUAACCCAGGCUCCACACGCAAUGUUUGGUUUGUUAUAUUGUAUGGAGUUCUUGGAUAUGUAUAAUGAAUCUAAUGUUAAUUUCACAGAUAUUGUUAGGUGUGUUUGGAUAAAGUGGUGAAGGCGAAACAUCGAGGGUAAGUUUGGUAUUGGCAGACAUGGUAAACUUUCGCGUCUGGUUUAUUUACUGCUGGGCUCAGACUGCCUAUAGCUGUUUCUUAGCCGUAGCACAAGUGGUGAAUUCGGUUAUGAUAUACUUUGUUAAACUAAAUAUCUUUUUCCGCAUUUUCUAUAUUUUUUUAGAAGUUCAAGUAUUUCAUAAAAAGAAAUCUUCGUAGUGGUAAAUGGUUGAAUGUCCAAAUUUACGUUCGCGACGUCACUAGAACUCCAAAAUGGUCAAAACCAUAUAUACCGUAUGCUCACCCAGGUAGACACACUGGAUCGCUUACGUCAAUUAUAUUGGGAAUAACAUUCGAUACCACUUUAGCUGGUGGCCAGUGGAAUUAUUGGUCCCAUAAUGUGCCGAAGGUCUCACGGAUAUCCAGUCUUUUUGGGGGGGAAUCGUUCGCGUCGAUGUUUUUAGCUUCCUCUGCAAUACCGAUUUACUUUAACCGUCGUUCAACCCGAUAGAGACAACCUUGUAGGGAACAAUUAGACCAAACUUUUCACCACCAGAUAUAGUUAUACAUUACCCUAAUACUCAAGGCAACAGAAAGGUGCAGGACCAUACACAGUAGGAAGUGUAUUACAGUGUGGGUGCGGCUAACACAAGGAAAAUGUCGGAUAAAAAACAACAAGAGCCAUUUAGGUUGAACAUAAAAACCACCGCAGGACACGUGACCCACACGGUUGAGCAACCAAGCGUAUCGCAAGUUACGUCAUCGUUGCAAGAUAUGCAAAUUAACCCACAAGGAUCACGUGGUGGAGUGACGUCACGAAAAACAACGAUUGAAGAUAUUUUUGCCUCAGAUGGCGGUCGACUACUGCAAGAACAGAAAGGUAUAAAGUUCGACCCAGCUGUUAUUGGACCCAAGGAUCGGCUCAACCAUUACCGAUGUUGUAUGUUGGUUGGAGAGACGAAAGAAGCGAUUCAAAUCAAAGAACAACUGAAGACAGUAUUAAAAGAGAAAUAUGAAACAACGCCCAUUAGAAUCAGAACAUUUGCUGACACUAUCAGGGGUGAAGGGAGAGACACGGAAGCGAUUUUGUUUUAUCAAAUCGCUGCCGACUUUUAUAGAAAUCAGUCGAAAGCAGGUUUGGUCGGGAUAAAGAAUUGCGCAAGGGGGAUCAAAAAUUCUAUCAAGACACUGGUAUCACGUGACGAAGAAUUGAAACCGAUCGUUCUAACCCACGUGAUUCCACUGAUGCGUGACAUGCGAGAAAUGAUUCGACGAUCUGAUGAUGCCAGUGAGGAAGAACGGCGUUUGUGGGAAGUUUUUUGUUUGCAUUAUAUCGAAUUCUGUGAGUAUUUGGUUGGUGAUGUUAAUAGUAGCGAAACAACAUGUAAGGAAGCGAUCGAUAUAAUGGAGAGCAUUUUCAAGGAGAGCGCUGGAAAGUAUAAGGUGUACGGGCUCUGUUUGAACAAUCUCGGUUACACGUAUGCAAACACUUCCCGACCCAUCGAUGCAUGCGAAUGUUACCGCAAAGCUAUUGCAGCUUAUGAGAAAGCUGAGGAUAUCAAUGAUGAUAAAAGAGCUAAAGAGAUUGCCAGAAGCAAAGAAAACUUGAAACGAGUUAGAAAUGAACUUCAACCAAGCGUAUCGCAAGCUACGUCAUCGUUACAAAAUAUGCAAAUUAACCCGCAAGAUCACCAGCAGCCCGCUCAACCAAAGACCCAGAUCGGCAACGACAUUGGAUCCAACAUUGCUCCCGGUUCGUAUCCCUGCGGCCACUGUGCUCUUUGUGGCAACCACAAAAAAAAAACGCAAAAGCAUGGUUACUCCUACCAGGAUUCUUGAAACGCCAAAACGAGUUACGAUACCUCUCACACAAGUUCUCGACUGUAAAAGCGAUGGCAUAUACGUGGCCACUUGCAAAAUUUGUGGCGAGCAAUACGUCGGCCAAACCGUGACAAGUUUCUCUGACCACUGGACAAAUCAGAGAAACUGUUUUAAUGCCACUGGGAUCCUUAAGAAGUUAGCACUUCCUUGGCAUUAUGCGAAAAAGCAUGAAACAAAUUUCAAAAGUAAUUCAUCGCCUGAUAUAGAAGAAUGCUAUAGUGUCACGUUUGUUGAACAGCCAACGACCGAUGAGUUAUUAGAUGAUUGCAAAGAAAAAUGGUAUGAAGCAACUGGCGCCACCAUCAACAUCAAGAUUCCAUGUUGAUACUGCCUCGUAUCAAAUAACUUCCCCCAUUUUUGUAUUUGGUCGUGGUUUCCUUUUCUUGUCUUAUUUUAUUUUGCUGGCCUUUUUACAACCUUUAUUUAACCUCCGCACGUUCAUACGUUAUCUCCCCACACCCCUGCAGCCUAUUACAUUAGCUUUCACCUUUCGCUAUGUUCUUGCUUUCUUUGUUUAUUAACUCCAACUAUUACAAUUUUACUGGCUGUCUAGCGCCACCGUCUGACUGGCUUAUAUAUUGCCUUUCUCCUAUCUUUGCUAUGUGAACGCCGUCUCUCUAGUCUACGUUAUUAGUAUGGGGUUUUGCAUGGUUUUGUUAGCAUCGCCAUUUUAGCGUGACUGUUCAGAUUUAGUUAUUAUGUGUUCAGCUAUUAACAUUGUUGUUAACUCCUACAAUUACGUAUGUUUAUGUUGUUUCCCCGCCAGUGUACUAUGACGUCAUUUUGGUGUUUGUGAUGGGGAGAUGACGC